Molecule: messenger RNA, 372 nt
Organism: Colletotrichum abscissum
Lineage: Eukaryota; Fungi; Ascomycota; Sordariomycetes; Glomerellales; Glomerellaceae
Product: stress responsive A/B Barrel domain-containing protein
Exons: 3
Coding region: 1-372 (123 amino acids)
Source: RefSeq, a predicted model, not a curated record
AUGACAGUCGUCCACAUAGUCUUAUUCAAGUUCCGCUCCGAUGUCUCGGAAGACCACAAAUCCACAUUCGUCCGCGAACUCAAAACCCUCAAAUCCCUCCCCUGCGUCAAAGACCAACGCCUCAUCGUCGGCGGGCCCUCCAUCACGGAUCCCAUCGAGAGGAGCAAAGGCUACCACUUUGCGCUACUGAGCUUUCAUCAAGACCGAGAAGCGCUGGAGACGUAUCAAGCUAGUCCGGAGCAUCACAGAGUAACGAGUACAUAUUUGUGGCCUUUCAAGGAGGAUGUAACCAGAUUUGACUUUGAGGUUGACCAGGAGGACGAGUAUAUGUGCGAGUUUAUGGCCAAAGGGCUGGCAAAUGGGUCGGCGUAG